Neoarthrinium moseri is the source of this 537-nucleotide messenger RNA. RefSeq lists its product as uncharacterized. The transcript has 2 exons. Gene Ontology annotation, biological process: regulation of DNA-templated transcription. Bases 1 to 537 code for a protein of 178 amino acids. The record is from RefSeq and is a predicted model, not a curated record. Lineage: Eukaryota; Fungi; Ascomycota; Sordariomycetes; Amphisphaeriales; Apiosporaceae. Gene Ontology annotation, molecular function: DNA-binding transcription factor activity.
AUGCCUUCUUCGUCGAAACAUCACGACUCUAGCUCUAAGAGGCAUUCAUCAUCUAAGUCCAAGUCGUCCAAGUCAGACAACUGGGCCGAGGUCUCAGAACCAGAGGAGAGAAGGCGGAUCCAGAACCGUCUAGCUCAACGCAAAUUCCGCGAGAAGGCCAAGGAGCACAAGGAAAAGACCGAGCGCGACUCGCGGAACCAAGAACUCGCAGGCAGCUCCUACCAAGUCGCCAGCUCCGACGACUACCUGCAAGAGGAAGAAUGCUCAGGCCUCCCGUGGGGGUCCUUCAGCAUGCGGCAUGUGGUGGCUCGCGGCCACGAAAGCGAGAGUAGACGAGGCAGCGGCCGUGAUGAGCACGCCCGCGAUGCCAGCAGCCAGGUCUACGGGCAGUACGGCGGAUACGAUACCCACCGGAGUUACAGUUAUGGUAGCUACAGCCACGGCAGUCACGGCAGCAACAGUGGUGGUGACUUCUUUGACGACAACACCUACUAUUACCCAGAUUACGACAACACAGGCAGUGGCUCCCACUCAUGA